AUGAACAUCAUUUUAGAAACAAUUGAACGAUACCGCAGUCAUACCAGGAUUAAUACUCCAACAACAUCUGAAUCACUUGAAUAUACUCAGCGUUUGAAGGAAGAAGCAGAAAACAUGAUGAAAAAGAUUGAUCUUCUCGAGACUUCAAAACGAUAUUUUUUAGGAGAAGGUUUAGGGACUAGUUCCAUUGAUGAACUACAAAGGAUAGAGCAACAGUUGGAGAACAGUAUAACCAAUAUUCGAGUUAAAAAGAACGAGGUUUUCAGAGAACAAAUUGAACAGCUAACAGAAAAGGAAAAAACCCUAGUUGCUGAAAAUACCAGGCUCUCUAAGAAGUAUGAUAGUUAUUCAUCACAGCAAGCAAAAGAUGAUGAUAGAGAAAAUGCAGAUCAAAGUAGUCCAAUUUCAGAUGUAGAGACUGAGUUAUUCAUUGGUCAUCGAGAAACAAGAACAAGGCGCAUUUCUCCGAAAUUGAGGACUAAUUAA
This is a messenger RNA of Vicia faba (fava bean), 486 nucleotides long. The record is from the annotation of a GenBank genome assembly. Lineage: Eukaryota; Viridiplantae; Streptophyta; Magnoliopsida; Fabales; Fabaceae.